This is a messenger RNA of Ambispora leptoticha, 1992 nucleotides long. Lineage: Eukaryota; Fungi; Glomeromycota; Glomeromycetes; Archaeosporales; Ambisporaceae. The record is from the annotation of a GenBank genome assembly.
GAGAAGUCCAAGGACACUGAUUGCUUCAAAAAGUUUACAAAUUUACUUGAAGACACGUUAUCAGAGAGCCCACAACAGUUUUAUUACUCUAAUAAAGAAAAGGCCGAAUUACUUGAGUGUGUUUACCAAAAUUUAGUUUUAAUAAGUGAGGAAAAUAGUAAAGCUAACGAAGAAAAGAUCACUCUUAUCAAACGAACCUCAUGGGAGAUUUUCAAUAUCAUAUUACCAUAUCUUGCAAACCAUGCCGAGGAUGGAGAGGACACAAAUUCAAUGAUUAGGAUAGCACGACAAAUUCUUAAGGGAAUCGCUAAGUAUAAUCCACCGCGAGAAAUGAUACUUUUGAUUCUUGAAAAAUUCAGCUUUGAUUGGGAAAAUCUCGAAAAAAGAAUUAAGCAUGUGAUGUGUAUUAUUGAGGCAAUGAAACUUGAAAAAUAUAUGCAAGAAAGUGUCACUGAGAGUAUCGUAGAGUUUUGUGAAAUUUUGGUCUCUCUAGCAGAAGUCGAUUAUAAGAAUGUCUCAAUAACAGAUCUUCAACACCAAAACAACACGAACUAUUACCUACUAAAUUAUCUCUUCCUCUCAAUAUUCGACAAAUGCAUCACACCUAUAAAUUUUGAAAUGGCGUCAACUUAUUGUGAAACAUUUUAUCCGCGGUAUUUUGAUGUACCGGGACGAGAAAAACCUAGUAAGCGUGUGAAUGUGGACGAUAAAACACGAUUGAAACGUUUGGUGCAUUCAGCUAUCAAAUCAGGGAUUGCGAUUGAUCAGUUAUUUAAUUUUGUAAUUGAUUCGACGUAUUUGGGUAACUAUGAAGAAAACGAAGAAACAAUAACCCCAGAAAUAAUAAAAGAGUGCCAAAUACCAUCAAAUGGAAUAUUGAUAUAUCUGGCAUCAUUGAUAUAUUAUCAAAUAAUUGUUUCUUUAUCAGAUUCCAAAAAGUCACAAUCAUCGUCACAAUUAAAGAUUGUUUUGCCCUUAAUUCUAUCAAGCGCUUGGCUGGUCAACAAAAUUAUACCGGUUGCGUCGAAUGGGUUUCCAAAAGAUCCUACGAAUACUACAUUAUCUGAUAAGAUAUUGCUGGUUCUGCUAUAUUUUACUGAUCGGAUUGAAGAAGGAACUAUAAUUAAUGAAUACUUGGAAAAGGAAAUUGGUGAUACUAAAAUCACUAUUAUGGAUUUUAUUCAGUCGAUUGCAAGUUUUGCCUCCACUUGUCCAAACUCUCAACAGAGAUUUAUUGCUUUUCGACUAUUGUCACGCAUAAUCGAUAUAUGCUCCAACGACGUGAAAGCUAUAAUCUUGAAUGAGUUGUUGGUAAAUUGUCCGUUCGAAACAAUGAAGACCGCUACGAUAGGUAUUAUUAAGGCGAAUAUUGCGACUAGUCUUUCAAAGGUCUACGAUGUUGACGAGUCGAAAUCUCGUAGACCAAUUGGCUCAAUUUUCGCGAGUUCUUUUGUUGUAACAACAUUUAUACCGAAAAUUCUUCGGUUUCAACAAUCUCAGCCUGAACUAUUGUUAUAUGACGAGUCUGCGUUCGUGGAAAAGUAUAGUUAUAUCAUGCAAGGAUUAAAUUUUUAUUAUUUGCUUUUAUCCAAAGAUGAGAAAAAUUUGACGACAGUCUGGGACGCGAGUCAGAUUCGUGACACACAAAAAGAAUUCCUGGACCCGUUAAGAAAAGCAAGUGAUCAUUGGAUUGGUGUUUAUCAAAGUAAACUUGAAGAAUUGAAGAAGUCGCAGGAUGAAGACACAAUUACUACAACUGCCACCAUUAUCACAGAAGAAAAUGUUGAAAAAGAAGCUUCUGGUAGAGUGGAAUUAGAAAUAUCUAUGGAUGCUAACGAAACAGAAGAGUCAUAUCCAUCACAAAAGAAGUUGAGCCCACUAGAGGAAUUGCAAAUGAUUGAAAGCAAAAUAAUAAAUAUGCAAUUACUUCAGAAUUAUAUUGAUCAAAUAAAUAAUAAAGUUUUAGAAAAACAAAAAAAGAAAAAGACAUGA